UGAUAACAUAGAUACACGCAAUGCAUAUGUUAUAACGUCUAAAGGGAAAUUGAUAUAAGAUCCGUGUAUUUAGGAAAGAAAUAUUGCAUUAUAGUAAAACUACCCGGUUUUCAAAUCCUCAAAGCAUACUGCUUAUAAUCAAAAACCAAACUUGCAGGAAACGGAGGCAAUGGAUGUAGGUGUUAAAUCUAGAGACAUUGACUUAUCCUUUUCUUCUCCAACAAAACGACAGAGCAAGAAGAAGUCAGAUGCAUCUCCUUCUUCUUCUUCUUCUUCGAGAAACGUUACUACUGCUACUCAAACAGCCUCAACGUCGCAUCUCAUGUCAGUGAAGAUCAUGACUGGAGUGGCUCUAGUUUCUGUUAUCAUUGGUAUACUCCUUGGGAAAAAGUACUAGUCUCUCUCGUCUUCUCAGUGUGGGCGUGAUGUUCAUAUUUGAAGUGAAGAUCUCUCCUUCUUCAUUUGGUUUUUUUUUGGGGGUUUUUGAAUUUUGAUAGCAGAACUAGUGAAGUUAUGCGUAGAUAAUAUUAUAUGCUUCUCUUCUCUCUCUGCUUAUAUUUGCUUGUGGUUGGUUUUUUGUUUUUUUAUGGGUCUGGGGAUUUUGUUUGUACCAGGCCUUGCUUGUAGGUCAAGCAAUUGUCCAGCUAUUGUAUUCAAUUAAAAAUGAAAGGUGAUUGAUAAUUUUAUCCAACUAAACCGGUUCGGUUUACAAUAGACCCGGUUGAGUCAACGCUUAUAUAAACCAACUCCAGUGUUCGUCGUCUCUUUCACCAAAUUUCGCAUUGAGCUUUUUAACACAUACAGUACUGAGAAACCAAGAUGACGACGCUAAACAUGGCGGAAACCCUAGAAACCCUAAUCGAUAACUCCCAAGAAACGGAUUACACGUACGAUCCCGAAGAAGAUGACAUUGAUCUCUCACUCCUCCGUCUCAACAGCUUCGGGAACUCCUCCGAUCGCCGCCGUGCGAACUCGUCUCCUCCGCAGUUUCGAUCAUACGGAUCUUUCGGCUCUUCUUCGACCGCCGGAAUAACCAGCCCCGUGAAACGUCCAUCGCCGGAAUCGAAGGAUGCUGAAGAGCCGAGACGCAAGAAGCUGUUUCUUCAACGGCCUGAGGAGGAAGAGCAAGAAGUAGAAGAAGACGCGAAUCUCAUGGGAUAUUCUAAGAUUCCGCUUCCGGUGGUUGUUCUCAACCCGAAUCGAAUCCGUUCGCCUAUUUACAAGCGAUCUUUAUCGGAUACAUUUGCUGGAUCUAUGCUCGGGUCGGGUAAUUCACGAAACGGCGUCGCUCAAGAAACAUCGCCGCCUUCUGGUAAUGUCCCUUCUUCUCUCCCGCCGCGUCCACCGAUGUUCAGAAGGUCCGUCUCCGAUGUUUCUCCCGCACCUUCCUCUUCCAAGUCUCUUCUCCGAUCUUCUCGCUCCAAUGCAAUUCGUGAAGGUGAUUUCGCGAAUCCAGAGAGCUCUGAAGCCAAUAAGAUGCUGUAUGUUAUCAAGGAUGGAGUUCGUGAAUUGGAUCAAUGGUGUAACAAGCUCCUUAAGUACGGUGAAGCAGCAGUCUCCUCUGGGAAACAAGACGACAGUCCUAAGUGCCAGGUAGAAGAUGAGGUAGUAGUACAAGAGGAGCAACAGAAAGAGGGUAAAGAAGGUGUGAAGGUGGAUAGAGUCGGCGAGGCCUUUGUGGUUGAGAUCAACUGUCCAUGUGGAAGAAACUACCGAACUCUCUUCUCAGGCCGUGACUGCUACUACAAGCUCUUGUAGAAAUGGUGACUGCUACUUUUUGCAGUUGUUGACAUUCACAUUCUUUGAUCUAUCUCAUUCAUCACCAUUAGUUGAAGGAGUAUAUCUCAUGCUCUGCGUAUUCAUCACAUAGGUUUUCUGUAGAUAAACAACAUGACUCACACUGUUUCGUACUUGUAUAGAUACUAGCUAUACACAUUUGUCCCCUUGUCAUAUACACACUGUUUCGUGCUUGUAUAGAUACUAGCUAUACACAUUUGUUCCAUUGUCAUAUACUCUUGGUGUAUUCGGUUACUUGAAACUACACUUAAACAUGUUCAUAUGGAAAGUUUGAUUUCUUGUG
This is a messenger RNA of Camelina sativa (false flax), 2080 nucleotides long. RefSeq lists its product as uncharacterized. NCBI's taxonomy places the organism in Eukaryota, Viridiplantae, Streptophyta, Magnoliopsida, Brassicales, Brassicaceae. The record is from RefSeq and is a predicted model, not a curated record.